AUGGAGCUAAGAGAGUCGGUGGUAGAGGUUAGAAGGGUGAAUGACAGAUUGAUGGCGAUUAAGGUAGUAGUUGGAGGGAGCACUUUGAAUGUCAUUAGCGUUUAUGCGCCGCAAACGGGCUUGGAAGAGGAGGUAAAAAGGCGCUUCUGGGAGGCGCUAGAUGAGGUGGUACGGGGCAUUCCGCCUACGGAGAAGCUAUUCAUAGGAGGGGAUUUCAAUGGUCAUAUUGGGUCAUCUGCUGGUGGCUAUGGUGAGGUGCGCGGUGGCUUCGGCUUUGGUGAUAGGAACGGGGGUGGUACCUCACUGUUGGAUUUCGCUAGAGCUUUUGAGUUGGUGAUCGUGAACUCUAUGUUUCCAAAGAGAGAGGAGCAUUUGGUUACUUUCCGGAAUAUGGUGGCUAAGACUCAAAUUGACUAUCUCCUUCUCAGGAGGUGUGAUAGUGGGUUGUGCGAGGAUUUCAUGGUGAUCCUGAGUGAGAACCUCGCAACUCAACAUAGGCUUCUAGUGAUAAACAUCGGUAAAGUGGAAGCCAAGAAAGCGACGUACAUUAAGUUAGUUGAGAGCAUCGAUGAGGAUCAGAGGAGAGAAAACAUAGAAAGAUAUAAGGAGGCUAGGAAGGAGGCAAAAGUAGCAGUUACAGAGGCUAAGACUGAUUCUUUUGGUCGGCUUUACGAGGAACUUGGGGGCAAAGGUGGUGAUAAGAAAGGGGGAUGGAAAUAUCGUGUUAGGGCAAUUGGGGCACUCCGAGGUCAUCGAGACUUUAGGUAUUGUAGGCGCAUUAAGGUUGAGAAAGUUGUGGGUGCGAUGGGUAAGAUGAGUUGGGGCAAAGUGACCAGACCUAACGAGAUUGCAGUAGAGUUUUGGAGAUAUGCGGGUAGAGCAGGCUUGGAGUGGCUGACUGGAUUGUUUAAUGUUAUCUUCAGGACAGAGAGGAUGCCUGAUGAGUGGCGGUGGAGUACAAUGGUUCCUGUGUACAAGAACAAAGGGGAUAUCUAG
This is a messenger RNA of Nicotiana tabacum (common tobacco), 996 nucleotides long. RefSeq lists its product as uncharacterized. The record is from RefSeq and is a predicted model, not a curated record. NCBI's taxonomy places the organism in Eukaryota, Viridiplantae, Streptophyta, Magnoliopsida, Solanales, Solanaceae.